AUGGGCCUCCAGAGCACCAAGCACUCCAAAGUCAAGCAAGCUAACAUACUGAUGUUAGGACUUGAUUCUGCAGGAAAAUCUACACUGCUGUACAAGUUCAGGUACAACGACGUUUUUCUGACAAUGCCAACCAUUGGCUUCAAUGUUGAUAUGAUUGAAACGGAGAAGGAUUUCACACUGACCAUUUGGGAUGUUGGAGGACAGGAGAAGAUGAGACAGGUCUGGUGCCGUUUCCUGGAAGACGCAGACGGACUGCUCUAUGUGGUGGACAGCUCUGACAAGCAACGUCUGGAAGAAUCAAAGAAAGAAUUUGAACUCAUUUUAAAGAAUGAAUUUAUGAAAAGCAUACCAGUCGUGGUGCUGGCCAACAAGCAGGAUGUGCCCGGAGCUUUGAAUGCUGAAGAAAUAACCAGGAGGUUCCGCAUGAAGAAGUACUGCAGCAACAGAAACUGGUACGUGCAGCCCUGCUGUGCUGUCACAGGAGAAGGUUUGCCAGAAGCUCUCCAGACACUAACUGCAUUUGCCAAGCAGUACAGGAGAUCAAAGGAGACUUUGACAGUCUUUAAGGAAAUCAAAACACCUUAAGAAUUUCUAUCAUCGAUUUCUGGUGAACUUUAUUCAAUGUGUUUUGUUGGACAGGCUGAAGCUGAAGACACUGGAUUCUGGAGAACUCUUUUUAAGUGAAUGUUUAUAAAGAACUUUGAAAAUAUUAAAUUACACUGUUAUACCUGCACAUGCUUUUGAGAUACUUCUCUGCAGCACGUUAUUAGUGAUUGUAUGCUCAGGGUUAUUCAGCUGAGAAGUGUGGCUACUGAAUGAGGAAAAAGGUGGAGUUGAGCUCCUGAAUUUUAGCAAGUGGAAACAAAAUAGGUAAGCAGUGCUUCAGAUCCUUAACUCAAGUUGUUUUGUCAAGACAUAAAAUAGCCAAGUCAUUUUUUCAGCAAGAAGAGCAAGAGAUAGCAUGUUGUUUCAUAAUAAAUGCUCUGUGGAUGUAUUUUUAAUGUAAAAAUACAGUGUUUUAGAGCUGAAACUCUUAAGUUAUGUACAAGAGAACCUAUGAACCUGAAAGACUUGUUGGAAAUUAUUGCAUUCCAGAAUUGAUUACUCCUAACAGAUUUUAACAAACAGGAUCUGCUCCUCUUCAAACCACAAACUGAGAUCUCAUGCUGUUUGAGAGGUCCUGGUCUGGUCUCCUGUUGUCACAGGUUUCCAUGAGCCCAUUCCUUUGUGCUUGCACCACUGGAUUGCUGUCCUUAGCCAAGAGUGGAGCAAUGGGAACCAGUGUGGGAUCAGUCUGGUGAAGCACUGGUGCCUGUUGUCUUUGGGGUGGGGGACAAAGGAGGGGGC
This is a messenger RNA of Apus apus (common swift), 1347 nucleotides long. RefSeq names its product ADP ribosylation factor like GTPase 14 (gene ARL14). The record is from RefSeq and is a predicted model, not a curated record. NCBI's taxonomy places the organism in Eukaryota, Metazoa, Chordata, Aves, Apodiformes, Apodidae. The transcript has a single exon. Gene Ontology annotation, biological process: vesicle-mediated transport; intracellular protein transport. Gene Ontology annotation, cellular component: cytoplasm. Gene Ontology annotation, molecular function: GTP binding; GTPase activity. Bases 1 to 585 code for a protein of 194 amino acids.